Cuculus canorus (common cuckoo) is the source of this 753-nucleotide messenger RNA. RefSeq names its product claw keratin-like. Gene Ontology annotation, cellular component: intermediate filament. The coding region runs from base 45 to 497 and encodes 150 amino acids. The record is from RefSeq and is a predicted model, not a curated record. The transcript is spliced from 2 exons. Lineage: Eukaryota; Metazoa; Chordata; Aves; Cuculiformes; Cuculidae. Gene Ontology annotation, molecular function: structural constituent of cytoskeleton.
GCUUCACUCUCCUGAUCAACAGGGACUCUCUGUCUGCCUGAAAGAUGUCCUGCUCCAGCCUGUGUGCCCCUUCCUGUGGGGUGGCCACCCCAGCCCCGCUGGCUGACUCCUGCAACGAGCCCUGCGUGCGCCAGUGCCCCGACUCCACGGUGGUCAUCCAGCCCCCAGCUACAGUGGUCACCUUCCCCGGGCCCAUCCUCAGCAACUUCCCACAGCACAGCGUUGUUGGCUCAGCUGGAGUCCCCGCUGUUGCUGGGAGCUACGGAGGCAGCUAUGGAGGCUAUGGUGGUUAUGGAGGCCUUGGGGGCUCUUGGGGGUAUGGAGGCCUUGGUGGCUAUGGAGGCUAUGGAGGCUCUUGGGGGUACGGAGGCCUUGGGGGCUAUGGAGGCUAUGGCAAUUGUGGCCUUUAUGGGGGCUAUGGAGGCUAUGGGAGCUGCGGAUAUGGCGGCUGGCGCCGAGGCCACAGGUACCUCAGUGGCAGCUGUGGGCCCUGCUAAGCCUCACACUGCAGCCGACCUCAGAUGAAGAUCUCCGGAAAAGCCCCUGGCACAUCUCCACACAAAGCCUGAAGAAUGGACAACCCCUUGGCGUUGCUGGGCUCCAGAACAUGGACACCUCCUGCUGCCUGUGGUCCAACUCUGCCUUCACCCUGCCUCGCUUAAACAUCCCUUCAUGACUCGUUGACCCCUGAUGACAGAGGUUCGCACUGGGUGCCUACUCCUGUGGCACAACCGAUGCUCACCAUCACCCUGC